Molecule: messenger RNA, 9988 nt
Organism: Nothobranchius furzeri (turquoise killifish)
Lineage: Eukaryota; Metazoa; Chordata; Actinopteri; Cyprinodontiformes; Nothobranchiidae
Gene: fasn
Product: fatty acid synthase
Biological process (GO): fatty acid biosynthetic process
Cellular component (GO): cytoplasm
Molecular function (GO): 3-oxoacyl-[acyl-carrier-protein] synthase activity; phosphopantetheine binding; oxidoreductase activity
Source: RefSeq, a predicted model, not a curated record
GCAGACGGGAUGAUCCUUAUGGCAUCACAAUGCUUCCCUGUUGACAUCAAACUUGAUCUAAAGGAUAAGAAAAUGUGCUGACCCAGGUUCUGGUUCUGCUCUCUCAUCUCCUCCCCCGAGCCGGUCACCGGAGCCCAGUCACGUGACCGUUUCGGCCCGUCAGAGGGAAAGCACCGAGCUGUGAUGGUAGUGUCCGGGCGCGGGGACAGUCUGAACUCUAGUGACCCCGCCUCAGCAUCUUCUUGUUUCCGUCUCGGUGAGUCCGGCUCGUCCAACGAGCGCCUGGAUCCGGAGCCCUGCCUCUCCUCUCAUUGGACCGAUCCGCGCAGCGGCUGUCAGCCCAUGUGGCGUGGCCUCGGCACCUCAACCUACUUAAAUUCAUCCGGAAAAAACCCGCACGCCGCGCGGAGAGAAGGACCAGAAGUUCAGUACGAGUCAGGACCUGCUGAUAAGAACCCCUCAUCCAUCCAGGAGCUCGUUAGUGUCGCUGCUGCACAGUGAUCCAGGAUGAAUGAGAUAGUCAUAGCUGGGAUAUCUGGACGUUUGCCAGAAUCUAACAACCUGGAGGAAUUCUGGGAAAACCUCAUCAAUGGCGUGGACAUGGUGACAGAGGACGACCGGCGGUGGACACCAGGUUUGUAUGGCCUUCCAAAGAGGAGCGGUAAACUGAAAGACAUCAGCCAUUUCGAUGCGUCCUUCUUUGGAGUCCACCCAAAACAGGCCCAUACUAUGGAUCCACAGCUUCGUCUCAUGCUAGAGAUUGCCUAUGAGGCUGUCGUUGAUGGAGGGCUGAAUCCCACCACACUGCGUGGCACAAAGACUGGAGUCUACAUCGGAGUGAGUGGUUCGGAGGCUGGUGAGGCCUUCAGCAGGGACCCCGAGGAGCUACUGGGCUACAGCAUGACUGGCUGUCAGCGUGCCAUGCUGGCCAACAGGCUCUCGUACUUUUUCGACUUUCAAGGCCCCAGCGUUACGAUAGACACCGCCUGCUCCUCCAGCCUGCUGGCUCUGGAAAACGCCUUUCAUGCUAUCAAGCAGGGACACUGUGAAGCUGCUCUGGUCGGGGGGGUCAACCUGCUGCUCAAGCCAAAUACUUCGGUCCAGUUUAUGAAACUGGGAAUGCUCAGUCCUGAGGGGACCUGCAAGUCUUUUGACUCAUCAGGAAAUGGGUACUGCCGCUCUGAAGCAGCCGUCGCGGUACUGUUGACCAAGAGAUCAGCGGCCAGAAGAGUCUACGCAACCAUGAUCAAUGCUGGAAGCAACACUGAUGGGUACAAGGAGCAGGGUGUAACGUUUCCCUCAGGAGACAUCCAGCAGAUGCUGCUUCGUUCUCUCUAUCAGGAGUCAAAAGUAGCUCCAGAGCAGGUGGAGUACAUUGAAGCCCAUGGCACUGGAACAAAGGUUGGGGACCCUCAAGAGGUCAACGGUAUUGCCGGUGUGUUCUGCCAGUCAGAGCGAGAGCCCCUUCUUAUUGGCUCCACUAAGUCCAACAUGGGCCAUCCAGAGCCAGCUUCCGGUCUGGCUGCACUGGCGAAGGUGGUGCUUUCAUUAGAGCGAGGAGUUUGGGCCCCCAACCUGCACUUCAGUGUUCCUAAUCCUGAUAUUCCUGCCCUAACUGAUGGUCGCAUUCAGGUUGUGGACCGACCUAUUUCUAUCCGAGGAGGCAUCGUAGGGAUCAACUCUUUUGGAUUUGGAGGCUCAAAUGUUCAUGUAAUCCUUCGUCCAGCUGGUAAAGCAACAAACGCCGACGUACCUAGACCACUUACUAGACUGCUUCAGGCUUGUGGCCGUACAGAGGCUGCAGUGAAGGCUGUGCUCCAGAAGGGGAAAGAACAUGCCACAGACAACAGCUUCCUGUCCCUGUUGAAUGGAGUGUCAGGCAUCCCUGCAACCAGCAUGCCCUACAGAGGCUUUACUGUUCUGGGCUCUCAGACGGACACUGUGGAGGUACAGCCAGUGCAGGCGGCAGUCAGACCACUGUGGUACAUUUGUUCAGGUAUGGGGACCCAGUGGGCAGGUAUGGGCCGCAGCCUCAUGCAACUGCCUUACUUCAAAGACUCCAUCCUGCGGUCCGAUGCUGCCUUGAAGGACACCGGCCUCACAGUAUCUUCCCUGCUUCUGGAGGCUGAUGAUGCAACCUUUGAGGACACAAUCCAUGCCUUUGUUGGCCUUGCAGCCAUCCAGAUAGCCUUGAUCGAUCUGCUCACCGAGCUGGGUCUUCAGCCUGAUGGCAUCAUCGGACACUCGGUUGGAGAGCUGGCUUGUGGAUAUGCCGAUGGAUCCCUUAGCCACGCUGAGGCCAUCCUGGCUGCAUACUGGAGGGGUCACUGUAUCAAAGAGGCGAAGCUUCCUCCAGGAGGGAUGGCUGCAGUUGGUCUGACCUGGGAGGAGUGCAAACUUCAGUGUCCACAAGGAGUCGUUCCAGCCUGUCACAAUGCUGAAGACUCAGUCACCAUCUCAGGCCCUGAGGAGGCUGUCAGGGCCUUUGUAUCAGAGCUGAAAAGCCAAGGAGUGUUUGCGAAGGCGGUGCGUAGCGCCGGCGUUGCGUUUCACUCCUACUACAUGGCCUCCAUUGCUCCAACCCUUCUGGCUGCUCUGAAGAAGGUGAUCAGGGAACCCCGGCAGCGCUCAUCUCGCUGGGUGAGCACGAGCAUCCCUCAGUCUGAGUGGACCUCUCCUCUGGCUGUCUGCAGCUCAGCUGAGUACCAUGUCAACAACCUGCUGAGCCCAGUUCUGUUCCAAGAAGCCCUCAGUCUGGUGCCUGACAAUGCUGUGGUGGUGGAGAUAGCGCCUCAUGCCCUGCUACAGGCCAUCCUUAAACGCAGCCUGAAGCCGUCAUGCUCCAUUCUGCCUUUGAUGAAGAGAGGUCACACCAACAAUCUGGAGUUCUUCCUCUCGAACGUCGGGAAGAUCUACAUGAAUGGCAUCAACCUGGACUGUAACUGCCUCUGCCCAGCAGUAACCUACCCUGUCCCAGUUGGUAGCCCUCUGAUCUCCCCGUUAGUGCAGUGGGACCACACACAAACCUGGGACAUCCCUAAAGCAGAACAUUUUCUCCACGGCUCAGGAGGAUCCAACUCUAGCGUCUACACCAUUGAGAUAAACCCAGAAUCAGAAGACAACUAUCUCAUCGACCACUGCAUCGAUGGGCGCGUUCUCUACCCAGCAACAGGGUAUCUCGUACUGGCAUGGCGUACCUUGUUGAGAAGUUGUGGAGCAGCGAUGAACACAACUCCGAUUAACUUUGAGGAUGUGAUGAUCCACAGGGCUACGAUCCUGCCAAAGUCUGGUUCCAUCCAGUUGGAAGUGCACUUCAUGCCUGCCACCAACAAGUUUGAGGUUUCAGAGAAUGGAAACUUGGUUGUCAGUGGUAAGAUGAGCAUCCUUGAGGACACAGCCCUUCAUUCUCUUCGUGAUAAUAAAAGUCGGCACGCUGCCCAGAACCGGGACUCUGAACUGAAACUCGACGCACACGAUGUCUACAAAGAGCUGCGACUUCGUGGCUAUGACUACGGGAAGGCUUUCCAAGGCAUCCUGGAGUCCAACAGAGCAGGAGACAGUGGGAAGCUGGAGUGGACAGGAAACUGGGUGACCUUUUUAGACACCAUGCUGCAAAUGAUUGUGGUAGGGCUACCAGGGCGAAAUUUGCGUUUGCCAACCAGAAUUCGCUCAGUUUGCAUUGAUCCAGGUUUACAGCUGGAUAAAGUGUUCAAGGACUCCAAUGGUCACCAAGCUGUGUGCGUCCGUGUAAAUCGUUGUCUGGAUGACAUCAUAGCGGGUGGUGUCCAGAUGUGUGGUCUUCACGCCACCGUGGCCCCCCGUAGACAGCAGCAGCAGAGAGCCCCCACGCUGGAGGAGUUUGUGUUUGUUCCCCAUGUGGCGACGGACUGCCUCUCUUCCAAAGCCAACGUCUCAGAACAGCUGAGGCUCUGCAAAGGGCUAAUCCACAAGCUGCAGCUGAAGUUGGCUUCUCGUGGAGUUAAGCUGCUCAUUCCUGGACUGCAGGGAGUGUGUGGUGAUGCUACCCCUCCCCAGGAGCAGUCCAAGCCCAGCCUAGUGCGUCUGCUGACCAUGCUGUGUGACCUGGAGCUGAAUGGGAACCUUCACGCUGAACUGCAGCAGGUGGUCGUGAAGGAGCGGGCGUGUCUGCUGCAGGACCAGCUCUUGCAUGGUCUGCUAGAUGACUCGGCCCUCAGACACUGUCUGGAUGUGACCACUGAGAACUGUGCUCCUGGGAGAAUCAAAGUCCUGGAGGCUCUGUCCAGCGAUGGUCAGCUGUUCUCUCGUGUGGUGCCCCUCCUCAACAUCCAGCCAAUGAUGCAUGUGGACUACACUGCCACAGCAGCCAGUGUGGAUCAUCUCCUCCCCCACAAAGCUGCUCUGGAGGAGCUGGGUGUGGCGUCAGCACAGUGGGACCCUGAAAGCCAGCUAGCUCCUGGAGGAGGGGGGUCAGUGGCGGACCUGGUGGUGUGUAACCAUGCGUGGGGUCCUCUGAGGACAGACCCCAGACUGCUGGUGGCUAACCUGGUGUCUGGACUCAGACCAAAAGGGUUUGUGCUGCUCCACACCUUGCUAAAGGGCGAGACUCUCGGAGAGACCAUCGCAUUCCUCAGCAGCACCACUCAAACCAGCGGACGAUGUGGACUGCUCACGCAGCCUGAGUGGGAGAACGUGUUCUCUGAGGCGUCCUUGAUGGUGGUGGCUGUCAGGAAGUCCUUUUAUGGUUCUGUCCUCUUCCUGUGUCGCUCUAAGUCUCAGAGCAAACAGUCCCUUUACCUACCGGUGGACAGCGGUGACUUCAUGUGGGUGGAAAAACUCAAGGCCGCGAUGGCCGACGCCUCAGACACUCCCGUGUGGUUGACUGCGCGUAACACCUACUGUGGGAUUGUGGGAUUGGUCAACUGUCUUCGCCAAGAGCCAGGUGGCAACCGAGUACGCUGCAUGUUUGUGUCCAACCUGAAUGGAUCCUCAGCCUCACCCACCCUACAGCCGGACCACGAGUCGGUCCAGUCAGUGUUGGAGGGAGAUCUGGUCAUGAACGUGUUCAGAGAUGGACAGUGGGGCUCCUUCAGACACCAGCUCGUCUCUAAUGAUCUGAAGGAGGAGAUGACAGAGUCGGCGUAUGUCAACGUGUUGACUCGAGGUGACCUGUCUUCUCUGCGCUGGAUUGCUGCUCCCUCCCACCGCCUGAUGUCCUGCAGCCCCACCAUGCAGCUGUGUCAUGUCUACUACAGCUCACUGAAUUUCAGAGAUAUCAUGCUGGCCACGGGCAAACUGCCACCAGACGCUAUCCCAGGGGAUCAAGCUCUGCAGCACUGCAUGCUGGGUAUGGAGUUUUCUGGCCGUGAUCCCACUGGCCAGCGUGUGAUGGGACUGCUGCCCGCUAAAGGUCUGGCAACAAUAGUGGAAGCAGAUGGAAGAUUCCUUUGGGAGGUCCCAGUCACAUGGACCCUGGAGCAAGCAGCCUCAGUGCCAGUGGUCUAUGCUACUGCCUACUACUCUCUGGUGGUGCGAGGAAGGCUUCGUCCUGGUGAAACGGUUCUUAUCCACUCGGGUUCUGGGGGUGUUGGCCAGGCAGCCAUCGCAAUAGCGCUCAGCAAGAAAUGUAGAGUUUUCACCACAGUGGGUUCUACUGAGAAACGGGCCUACCUGCAGAAGCGGUUCCCUCAGCUCUCAGCUGAAAGUUUUGCCAACUCCAGGGACACUUCCUUUGAACAACAUGUUCUGGCCCACACACACGGCAAAGGUGUGGACCUUGUGCUAAAUUCUCUGGCUGAGGAGAAGCUACAGGCUAGUGUUCGCUGUGUAGCCAGACAUGGACGAUUCCUGGAAAUUGGCAAAUACGACCUCUCCAACAACUCCUCACUUGGUAUGGCCUUUUUUCUGAAGAAUGUGGCAUUCCAUGGCAUCCUGCUGGAUGCUCUCUUUGAGGAAGGCAACGUGGAGUGGGAUGAGGUAUCCCAGUGUUUACAUGAGGGCAUUGUAACGGGUGUGGUUCAGCCCCUACAGACCACUGUAUUUCAAAGGGAGGAAGUGGAACAUGCAUUCAGAUACAUGGCUCAGGGCAAGCACAUCGGCAAGGUCCUGCUACAGAUCCGCUCUGAGGAAACUGGUGCAACCGUUCAGCCUGCUUCAUCUCUGUCUCUUUCUGCUAUUUGCCGCACCUUCUGCUUUGCUUCCCACUCCUACAUCAUCACUGGAGGACUUGGAGGGUUCGGUCUAGAGCUCACUCAGUGGCUGAUUGAAAGAGGAGCCCGCAAACUGGUGCUGACUUCUAGAUCAGGCAUUCGGAACGGUUACCAGGCCAAACGGGUUCAGGAGUGGCAGAGUCAAGGUGUGGAGGUGUUGGUGUCCUUGAACGAUGUCAGCUCUCUGAAGGGAGCAGAGCAGCUGAUUACUGAGGCCUGUACAUUGGGACCAGUGGGAGGAAUCUUCCAUCUUGCCAUGGUGCUGAAAGAUGGCAUGUUGGAUAAUUUGACCAGAGAACAUUUUGUUGAUGUUAGCAAACCAAAGUGUGAUGGCACCAUAAACCUGGACAAAGUGACAAGAGGGUCCUGUCCAGACCUCACCUACUUUGUGGCCUUCUCCUCAGUCAGUUGUGGCCGUGGGAAUGCCGGUCAGACUAACUAUGGAUAUGCCAACUCAGCAAUGGAACGUGUAUGUGAGAAACGGCGCUCUGAUGGGUUGCCUGGAUUAGCGGUCCAGUGGGGGGCCAUUGGGGAUGUAGGUGUGGUGCUGGAGACAAUGGGUGGAAACGACGUAGUCAUUGGUGGUACCCUACCUCAACGCAUCACAUCCUGCCUGGAGGUCCUGGACUUCUUCUUGUCCCAGCAGCAACCUGUGAUGUCUAGCUUUGUUUUGGCAGAGAGGACAUUAGUGGUGAAUGAUGCAGAAAACCAGAAAGACUUGGUGGAUGCUGUAGCUCACAUUCUGGGUGUACAAGAUGUGAGCAGUCUUAACGCUGAUGCCUCAUUAGCUGACUUGGGUCUAGACUCUUUGAUGGGCGUGGAGAUCCGCCAGACCCUAGAGAGAGACCAUGACAUUGUCAUGGCCAUGAAGGAGAUCCGCCAUCUCACAAUUAACAAGCUGAGAGAUUUGGCCAACAGCAAACCAGAAGGGUCAAACGAGUGUCACCAGACUUUAGCCAAGAGGGAUGGUCUUCGCUCUGUGUUCAAGUUGGAUGUGACCCAGUUAUUAGUCAGCCCCACCGGUCCCACUGUGGUACCACUCAACAAUGUCCAGCGCCAGGGGAGACCGCUGUUCCUGGUUCAUCCCAUCGAAGGCUCCACCGCUGUGUUUCAGACCCUUGCCUCCAAGCUGACCAUGCCAUGCUAUGGCCUGCAGUGCACAGAAGCUGCGCCCCUUGACAGCAUCCGGUCUCUGGCAGCCCACUAUGUCACCUGCAUCCAGCAGCUUCAGAGAGACGGGCCCUACAGGAUCGGGGGCUACUCCUUUGGUGCCUGUGUGGCUUUUGAAAUGUGCUCUCAACUUCAGAUGCAGCAUCAGCCAGUAGAGCGUCUGUUCCUGUUGGACGGGUCACACUCCUACGUGGCCGCAUACACAAAGAGCUACCGGGCCAAGCUGACUCCAGGUAAAGAGUCUGAAGCUGAAACUGAGGCCCUGUGCGCCUUCGUCCAACAGUUUAGUGACACCGAAUACAAAAAGCUUCUGGAGACCCUCCUUCCACUUUUGGACCUGAAGGCCCGAGUCCAGGCGGCGGUGGACCUCAUAGCUUCCAAACAUAAAAGCAUCAGCCAGGAUUUACUUUACUUUGCAGCCUCCAGCUUUUACCACAAGCUAAAGGCUGCUGACAGCUACGUACCCGGAGCUAAAUACCGCGGCGACAUCACACUCCUGAAGGCCAAACUCAGCAGCGAGCACGAGCAGAGCCUGGGAGAGGACUACAAGCUCCGAGAGGUUUGUGAUGGCCACGUGUCGGUCCACAUCAUCGAGGGAGACCACCACACCCUGCUGGAAGCAGAGGGAGUGGCAUCCAUCAGCAGCAUCAUCCAUGACUCUCUGUCAUGUGACCCGCCUCCCACCCAUGACUAGCACCACAGUGGCACCGGGACGUCCUGCAGACAUGUUGUCCAGUCAGAUGGACGCUGUAGGUCAGGGCAAGAAGCAAGUCCUCACUGGGAGCAGCAGUAGCUCCUCAGCAGCCACUGGAGCUAAAUAAGCUGCUGACAUCUUUUUCUCGCUAAAGUUCAACAAGCACUGUGUUCAUUAGGCCUCAAAUGUUUGUCAUGUAUCAUGUCUGAGUGUGUGUGUGUGUUAGAACAUCUGAACCAGCUUUAGCCACACUAGCUUUUCUCCGCUGCAUCACGUCUCCACCUGGAGGCUUCAUCCCACACGUCCAUCUAAAGUCUGACCAGACAAUGGAAGUGCUGUCUGAGGCUGCUGACCUAUGAAGACAGCAUGGUUCUGGACCCUGGUCAGAAGACACCACACCUGCAGUCAGGAGUCACCCCAAGUCACCAGGUCCAGGUCCUACUCAAACGGUGUAAGAUGUUGGAAAGCCUGAGCAGUCCUCUUUCAUCUGAGCCUGUAAGGAUCGAACAUUCGUAGACUGACCAACACAGCUAACAUCCAUUGUGUUCCAUGUGUCAGGACCAGUGAUGAAUCCCUGUCAUCCCCAAAUGAUCAGAAAAGCUGAGUAAACACAGUUGUUAGUUCAGGUCCAUGUCCUGGUAGAUUAGCAGGUGUAGCAGAUUAUAACCUAAUCUGCUUUCUGCUGCCCCCCUUAGUCCUGAUGAUUCUGUUUGUUCUCCACCAGACCUCAGAGGCAUUCACACCAGACCUCAGAGGCAUUCACACCAGACCUCAGAGGCAUUCACACCAGACCUCAGAGGCAUUCACACCAGACCUCAGAGGCAUUCACACCAGACCUCAGAGGCAUUCACACCAGACCUCAGAGGCAUUCACACCAGACCUCAGAGGCAUUCACACCAGACCUCAGAGGCAUUCACACCAGACCUCAGAGGCCUUCACACCAGACCUCAGAGGCAUUCACACCAGACCUCAGAGGCCUUCACACCAGACCUCAGAGGCAUUCACACCAGACCUCAGAGGCCUUCACACCAGACCUCAGAGGCAUUCACACCAGACCUCAGAGGCAUUCACACCAGACCUCAGAGGCCUUCACACCAGACCUCAGAGGCCUUCACACCAGACCUCAGAGGCCUUCACACCAGACCUCAGAGGCCUUCACACCAGACCUCAGAGGCCUUCACACCAGACCUCAGAGGCCUUCACACCAGACCUCAGAGGCCUUCACACCAGACCUCAGAGGCCUUCACACCAGACCUCAGAGGCCUUCACACCAGACCUCAGAGGCAUUCACACCAGACCUCAGAGGCAUUCACACCAGACCUCAGAGGCAUUCACACCAGACCUCAGAGGCCUUCACACCAGACCUCAGAGGCAUUCACACAUCAGGUGAACAGGUCCGGAGGGCUGAAUACAAAUGCACACCACACCUUUCACCUUUUUAUUAAUGAAUCAGUUUCAUCCACCUCACAGCUACUUUGUGCUGGUCUGUCACUGAUAAACACUUAAUAAUACAACGAAGAUGCAAUGAAAACAUCAGGGGUAUCUAGGUGCUGCAGUCAUGCAAUAGUACCACAGGGUUCUGUCCUUGGCUUCUGUGCUGUUCUCAGUAAACCUUUUGGUUUAAUGUUCUGAUCACUUGGUCAGUUGAUAGAUGUUCCUUAUUCUACAGAUGCAUGAUCCUUGUAAGCUCCGCCUCAGAAGGAUCAGGCUUAACCAGAAAAAAUACACCUGUUGAUUUAUUAAAGGGGAGAAAUGAUUGACUGCAGUAACGUGUCUGACCUGUACAGAUGGAGGGUUGGGCCUAUUGCUUCCCCAUCGUCGUGUUCCUCUCAGCUGUUGCUGGUUCUCAGACAGAAAACGUUUGACUUAUUUGUAUGUUGUGAUCUACUGAGACCGACUGAACUGAAGUGUGCAUAAUAAACUGGUCUGAAUCUGA